Phlebotomus argentipes is the source of this 4076-nucleotide messenger RNA. RefSeq names its product chondroitin sulfate N-acetylgalactosaminyltransferase 1 (gene Csgalnact). The coding region runs from base 378 to 2144 and encodes 588 amino acids. The record is from RefSeq and is a predicted model, not a curated record. The transcript has 8 exons. Gene Ontology annotation, cellular component: Golgi cisterna membrane. Lineage: Eukaryota; Metazoa; Arthropoda; Insecta; Diptera; Psychodidae. Gene Ontology annotation, molecular function: glucuronosyl-N-acetylgalactosaminyl-proteoglycan 4-beta-N-acetylgalactosaminyltransferase activity.
CAUCGACACGCCACAUUUCCCGGACGUGGAGCUUCGCGCGCGCGGCUCAUGCCCGAAUCUCUGGCCAGCAGCCCACCAGGACGCAGUGCGAACGCGUGAAGCCGACCCGCGGCAUGCGUGAGUGAGUGAUCCGGCGCUCUCCCGUCAGUCUCCUGCCAGUGCCACUGUGCGUGUGCGAGUCGUCUGGUGAAAUAUUUGGGUCACUGGGGAAAAUUCGAUACAGCGCGCGACUGCAGCUGUUAUGCAGUGACCUCGCCGAUGGGAUGUGACACGGCGGUCGAUGGAGGAGAUUCUGCGACCCGGUGUCAAUGUCACCAGUGUGAUGUAACUGAGUGGUGUGGAAAAAUUCGUGCGGGCGACCAAAGCGUGUGAGGAAGAUGGUUCGAAUGGUGGGUUCCAAGUUGCUGGCGAGACUUCUGCUCCUAAUUUCGUCCGUGACGCUCAUCUCCCUGCUGGCCCUCACGCGGUGCGGCAUCGGAGGACUUGUGGCAGACAAUGUGCUCAUUGCAGACGAAUCCGGUGCAACAAAGAUGGAUGUUCAGCAGCAGAUGGAGGGUGAGCAACAGAGGGGAUAUCUGCAAUUGCUUCAGCAGCGCGAGGAGGAGAAUCGACAAGAAGUGGCCAAGCUCACUGCGGAAAUUCGCUCGCUCAAGCUUCAAUUGCUCCAAUUAAAAAACAAUCAAGGUCCAUCGCAGACCUCAAUCGGCCAGGAAGUGGCGGUGACAAUCAAUGGAACGACUAAUCUGCCGCCCGUGACUUCGGCGCUGCACGACUGCACGGCGUUCGUGAGGAAGCAAGUCGGUGCCGCAGAGAUUCUGCACGGGCUUCCGCUCAACAAUGAGUACGAGCUCAUUCCCUUCAAUCACUUCACCUUCAGCCGCGUGUACCCCAUCGAGUUGGGGCUGGGCAAGAGGGUGGUGGAGAAGCCGAUCGGCUACAAGCGCAAGGAUCUCCUGGAUGCACUCAACAGGGCGCUGGAGAGCCUGAAUCGCAACGUGACGCUCAAGUACACGCUGGACGACUUCACGGAGGGCAUCUAUCGCAAUGAGCCCACGACGGGGACGCAGUACGAGCUGUACUUCCGCACCAAGGACGGCGCCAACAGGACCUCGAACUCCCAUCACGAGCACACGAAUCACGGCGUGACCAAAGUGGUCGUCAUGCGGCCCUUCGCGCCCCUGCAGACCAUCCAGAUGGAGGCGUACCCAAAGGUGCACGAGAAGGAGCUGAUUCACAUAAUCCUGCCGCUGUCCGGACGCUCGGCCACUUUUCAGAAUUUUAUGGACAAAUUCUUCCGAAUUGCACUCACGCACGACCGACGUGUCCACUUAACGGUGGUGUACUUUGGCAAUGAGGGACUCCAGGAGGCGCGCGCCAUCAUGAGUCGUGUUCUGGGUGCUAAAAGUGGAGGCAAUUCAUCCAGUUUGAAACUUUUAGCUUUAAAUGAAACUUUCUCGAGAGCCAAGGGACUCCGUGUGGGGGCGGAGAAGGUGUGGGACGCCACGGACAAGAGCAAGAGCAAAGAUGUCCUCUUAUUUAUGUGUGAUGUAGAUAUCGUGUUCAGUGCUAAAUUCUUAGAUAGAUGCCGAUGGAAUGCUAAACCUGGGAAAAAGGUUUACUAUCCGGUCGUGUUCAGCCUCUACAAUCCGCACGUGGUGUACACGCUGCAGGGACGAGAGCUGCCGCCGGAGACUGACCAGCUGCUGAUAUCGCGCGACACGGGCUUCUGGCGUGACUUCGGCUACGGCAUGACGUGUCAAUACAGAUCGGACUUCCUCAAGGUGCGCGGCUUCGACGAGGAGAUUGUCGGCUGGGGCGGAGAAGACGUGAUGCUGUACAGGAAGUACGUCAGGUCAUCGAUUAAGGUCAUCCGCGCCACGGAUCCUGGAAUCUUCCACAUCUGGCAUCCAAAGGUCUGCACAGGAGUUGCGAGUGGCCAAAAGCUCACCGCAGAUCAAUAUCGCGCCUGCAUUCGCUCUCGGGCCCUCAAUGAGGCCUCCCACGCGCAACUGGGUUUCCUGGCAUUUCGGGACGACAUCGCCGCUCACUAUCAGGACGACAGCAAUGCCACAAAACUGCACGUUUCGCCACAGAAGCUGCCCACAAAGCGCAUUUCCACGUCGACGGCUCGCAGGACCACCUGAUCUUACGCGGGGCACCAGGAGAGCUUCUGGAAAAUCGAGUUCUGAACCACAGCAGAUGUGCAUAUAUGUAAAUAGUGUAGGACACAAUUUUCCCUCUCAAUUGUCUCCUCUUUCGCGAUUGGAUUGCCAAAACAUGGAGAAGAAAUGGGCGUGAGAGUCUUCUAGCGUCGCUUUGGAGUUCGGGAAAUGCGAUUCUACCACUCAAAUUACAGAAUUCGCAGUCAUUUCGAUAGGGUUUUUUGAAAUUACACUGCUGGAAUGAUUGAUUUUUGGUGAAAUUGAGGCGUGUUCUAUUGCGAUUCAGCCGCAGAACAACAUUUUGGCUCUGAAACAGAGGAUUUGCGGGGAUGGUUUGAGGAAUCGUAUCUCCUGAAAGCCACACAUUUUGGCCCAAGGCAGACGAGGAAGGCAUUCACUGGCCGGAGAUAAAAGGUAAAUGUACGCGAGAGACGGUAAAAAAGCUCGUCAUAUUUUACACCGGAAAUAAUUUUGCCUUUAAAUGCUAUUUAGUAGUGAAAUAGUGGGUUCUAGCCGGGGGACAGCGGCGGAGCAAAAAAGUUCUGCCGAUAGCUAAAUGGAGCGCGCAAAUGUUCAUGGUGCUACUGGCGAGAAAAAAGUUUGUAGCUGAUUUCAAAGAGAUCCGUAAUGGUGUGUUUUAGCGCAAAAAAGCGCCACACUCGCCAUGAGAGAUGAAAAUCGCGGGAAGAAGAGCGGAAGAGUCAGAUUAAAAUUGUUCCAAUUUUCAAAUAUGAGAAAUCGUCAUGAAAAUAAAAAUUUUUAAACUAAAACACAAUAAAAAUUGGGACAUUGAGUGGAAAUAGCGUGAAGAAUUGGCACAAUUGCAAUUUGUCUGUUGAUUGAGGGAAUUGUUUGUUGGGAAUAUUUUCGAAUGAUGAUUUUUGUACAACUCUGAGACCAUUUUCACGGCAAAUUUACAGUGCGAUGUGUAGACAAAAAAACCCCGCGAGGGGGAAAAAGGGGGAAAGAGUGAAAGUGUACACUUUGCAGCUUUUUGACAGACACAAAAAAUGCCAAUCUCUGUGGUUUCAACGUUUUAGUGGGAAUCUGUGGGAUGAUUUUGCACGCGGAAUAAACGAUAUUUGUCACUCACAGUGAUAGAAAAUUCAUCCUACAUGAAUCAUGCUCUUGCCAUCCAUAGAUUCCUAUUUAUCACAUACACCAUUAUCAGUAUUAAAUCGCCCGACGGUGAAGGAGAGCAAAUGAAGAGCUUUCAAGGGGGUGAAAGGACGGUGAAAUAUGAGUUUUCACUCAAAGAGAACUCUCAAUGCAUUGAGAUUCUAGAGAUUCCCUUCUGGAACAAUCGUUUCAAUCGACUGGUAAUUUAAUAACAAAUCACAGAGACUUCUUUUUCCCUGUGUCAUCAAUCUGCAAAGGCGUGAAUUGACGAGGGAAAAAGAGCUGAGAAACGAUAGACUCAAAGUUACACAGAUGGAAUAAUUAAAUUUCUCUAGAAUAAGACAUGCAAAAGUCUUCUACACUUUAAUUACUUCUCGCCUCCAACGCUCUCGAUGUUCAAUAAUGAAGUGGAAUUGCUAAUUUCAGCGGAAAUCUUAUAUCCUUUUACCUCCUUGAAGGCGUGCGAAUGCCCUCACGCCGUUCGCAUUGUCAAUCGAUAUCUCAAUGGCUAUAAUUUACUUCCCACAAUCGCUAAAAUACAUAAUCUCCCAUCGUAAAGCUGCUCAACGGCCGCAGAAAGUAUAAUGAAAAGUGAAAAUUGAAUUGAAUUGAAUUAACCUUUAUAAGGUUUCGCAGGUGAGAUUUGGGGCUGGCGAGUGAAGAGAAUACAGACGAGAAAAGUCUUUUUUUUUGUAAAUAGAACUAUGAUGAUAAAAUUUAUUGUAAUAUUGUUUUGAAGAUUGGUGGAAGAUGUGAAGAAGGAGAGAAGGAAAUAAAUUAUUCGUUAAAACAUAA